Molecule: messenger RNA, 2539 nt
Organism: Gadus morhua (Atlantic cod)
Lineage: Eukaryota; Metazoa; Chordata; Actinopteri; Gadiformes; Gadidae
Product: protocadherin alpha-3-like
Exons: 1
Coding region: 194-2539 (781 amino acids)
Biological process (GO): homophilic cell-cell adhesion
Cellular component (GO): plasma membrane
Molecular function (GO): calcium ion binding
Source: RefSeq, a predicted model, not a curated record
CAAACCACAUUCACGCAAUGUGAUCAGCGCUGGAAUAUACUACACGAUCAACCACCAAUAUAGCCUUUCUAAACAUGUACCUUGAAAUAACCGUUAUUUGACUGCAGAAAUAGCGCCGCUUCCUUUGUGUUUUUUCUUCGAGGAGCAACUAUAUUCAAACGUAUUGAUGAGAGACUGAGGACAAAGACGUAGAAUGAGGUGCGGGUGGUUAUCUGGCGUUUUGCUUCUGUGCUUUGUGGAGCUGAUUUGGGCCCAACUAAGAUACUCGAUUGCAGAAGAAGGCAGAGUGGGCGCGGUGGUUGGUCAUGUCGCCAAGGAUUUGGGACUUGAUAUCAGUACUUUGGUUAGCCGACGGUUCCGUAUCGUUUCUGGGACGAAUCACGCUCUAUUUAAUCUAAAUCUGAACAAUGGCGUCUUGCAUGUUGAGAAGAAGAUCGACCGCGAAGAGCUUUGUGAGACAAACAUAUGCGUUAUAAAUCUCAAAGUCGUCGUUGAAAACCCAUUGGAAAUACACUACGUUGCUGUCGAAAUAACGGACGUCAACGACCAUUCUCCCACUUUUCCGGACACUGAACAGCAUUUGGAAAUCCCAGAGCAUAUUCCGCCAGGUACUCGCUUCCAAAUCCAUGCAGCUCGGGACCCAGAUGUUGGCAUAAAUGCAGUCCGUUUCUACCGACUAAGCACGAAUGACCUUUUUGAUUUUGAAGUUACAGAUAGUGAAGAGGACAAGAUUCCGUUUCUAGUGUUGAAAAAGCCAUUAGAUAGAGAGAACCAGGCAGAACAUGUCUUAGUGCUGACGGCUCUUGAUGGGGGAAAUCCUUCCAAAAGUGGGAAACUCAACUUGACUAUAACCGUUUUAGACACAAACGAUAAUCGCCCUAUAUUUAGUCAAGAUACAUAUACUGUCUCGUUAGUUGAAAAUGCCCCUUUUGGUACUCUCGUGGUCAAAUUAAACGCCACAGAUUUGGAUUUGGGUUUGAAUAGUGAAAUUGAAUACAGCUUUGGCAAAACGCAAAAGAAAAAAGUGCUGGACGCCUUUUCGUUGGACAGUAUUACAGGCGAGAUUCGAGUGAAAGGUAUGGUGGACUUUGAGGACACGGAGAUUUAUAGAGUUGCCCUCCAGGCUUCUGAUAAAGGUCAGCCACCCUGGAACGCAGAAGGGAGAGUUAUUAUUAAAAUCAAAGAUGUGAACGAUAAUAAUCCAGAUAUUGAAAUCACGUCCCUAUCAAACGUGGUCCCCGAGGAUGUAAAAGCAGGCAGUGUGAUCGCACUCAUUAGCGUGACGGACCGGGAUGCAGGUGAUAACGGGAAAGUAAAGUGUACAAUCUCACAAAACGUGCCGUUUGAUUUGACCCCUUCUAUUCAGGACAAUAUGUAUUCUCUGGUCGUAAAGGGACAGCUGGACCGAGAACUGAAGUCCGAUUAUGAAAUUACAAUAACAGCUACUGAUUGCGGUCAGCCUCCACUUUCCACUGUACAGUCUUUAAGUAUUCACGUAUCAGAUGUGAACGAUAAUGCUCCAAAGUUUAGCCGUAGUCCAAUUGAGCUGUACCUAGUGGAGAACAACAUCCCCAGUGCCUCGAUAUUCUCCGUCAGUGCAUUUGAUAACGAUCUGAACGAAAAUGCGGCCAUUUCGUAUAAAAUUGUAAGGGGAGAUGGGCCCAAGAAUGAAAUAGCCUCUUUCUUGAAUAUAAAUAACGAUAAUGGCCAGAUCUUCGCAAUGAAAAGUUUUGACUUUGAAUCUUUAAAGUCGUUCCAAUUCAAAGUCGUUGCUAUCGACUCUGGAACUCCGCCUCUAAGCGGCAACGUCACCAUUAACACGUUUAUCCUGGACCAGAACGACAAUGCCCCGGUUAUUAUGUAUCCCGUGAGUAGUAACGGGACUGCUGAAGGGAUCGAAGAAGUUCCCCGCAAUGUUCCUGCAGGCCACCUGGUGACUAAAGUGAGAGCCUACGAUGCUGAUAUAGGAUACAACGGCUGGCUGUUAUUCUCACUACAGGAAGUGAGUGACCACAGUCUCUUUGGUCUGGACCGCUAUACUGGACGGAUAAGAACACUGCGCUCAUUCACAGAGACAGACGAGGCUCAACAUAAACUGGUCAUACUGGUCAAAGACAAUGGGAACAUGUCACUCUCAGCAACAGCUACAGUGGUUGUCAAGCUGGUGGAGCCCAAAGAGGACAUUUCAGCUUCUGAUGUGAAAGGUUCAACACAACAUAACGACGAGGACAAUUUAUCUUUUUAUCUUAUCAUUACUUUGAGCUCGGUCUCUGCCCUUUUUUUAAUCAGUAUAAUCGUGCUGAUUGCAAUGCAAUGCACCAAAACCACGGACUUAUCCUCCAAGUAUUUACCAGAAACAAACUAUGAUGGAACUCUUUGUCACAGCAUCCAGUACCGAUCUGGAGAGAAACGCUACAUGUUAGUUGGACCCAGAAUGAGUAUAGGAUCUACUAUAGUCCCGGGGAGCAAUGGGAACACCCUAGUGGUCCCUGACAGGAGGAGUACAUCUGCAGAGGUAAGACCGAUCAAAUAUGUGUAA